CCCGGAAAAGAGAUGAAAAAGACCUUGACAUUGUGGAAUAUAGCUCAAUUACUCAAUGGGUGAUGUUUUAAUUUAGCCCUCUUUGUUUAUGCGAAGCGCCUCUUGUCACUUGCAGCAGUUAAUGGCUUCCUCUUCUUCUUCUUCUUCUUCUUCUUCUUCCAUUACUCCUAAACUAGAGUAUGAGGUUUUCCUUAGUUUCCGUGGUGUGGACACUCGAAAAAACAUCACCAGCCAUCUUUAUGAAGCCUUUCGUCAGAAAAAUAUUAAAACUUUCAUUGAUGAUAACCUUAUCAGAGGAGAAGAAAUUUCUCCAUCUCUUUUGAAGGCAAUUGAACAGUCGAAGAUCUCGGUUAUCAUUUUCUCUAAAGGCUACGCUUCCUCCAGAUGGUGUCUCAAAGAACUUGAAGAGAUAGUCAAAUGUAAGAACAAGUAUGGUCAGAUAGUAAUGCCGGUCUUCUAUGACGUAGAUCCAUCUGAUGUCAGGAAUCAAACUCGGGAUUUUGGGAAUUCGCUUGCUAAGCUUGAAAAUCGUUUUAUGGGUGAUUCGGAGAUGUUGCUGGGAUGGAGGAAUGCUUUGAGGGAUGCAGCUAACCUUUCUGGUUUUCAUUCAAAAAACUAUAGGGAUGAGGCAUCUCUUGUAAAUAAUAUUGUCGAUGAAAUCCUGAAAAGAUUGACUAAUGACUUUUCAACAAUUCACACCAAGAAUCUAGUUGGACUAGAUUCAUCAAUCGAGGAGAUUGAAAAUUUGUUAUGUACAAAGGGUGUUCGCAACAUAGGAAUUUGGGGCAUUGGAGGUAUAGGUAAAACUGCUCUUGCUACUGCUGUAUUCAACAAAAUUUUUAGACAGUUUGAAGUUUCUUACUUCGCUCAAAAUAUUACAGAAGAAUCACAAAAAAGCGGAGGACUAAAUGACAUGCGCCAAAAACUCCUUCGUGCACUCUUAGGGGAUGUAAAUCCCAAUGUUGAAUUCAUCUUCUCAAGAAAAAGACUUAGCCCCAAGAAAGUUCUUAUUGUGUUUGAUGACGUGACUGCAGAUUUAAAACAAAUGGAUUUUUUAAUGGAAGUUUCUGACUACUUGGAUUCAGAAAGUCGAAUAAUCAUAACAACAAGGGAUAAACGAGUGCUAACAUAUUGUGGAGUGCAUCACAUACAUGAGAUGAAAGAAUUAUCUUUUGAUAAAGCCUUUCAACUUUUUACCCUAUAUGCCUUUAGAGAAAACAGCCCAACAGAAGAUUAUUUUGGGUUAUCAUCAAGAGCAGUAGCAUGUGUUAAAUGUCUUCCAUUGGCUCUUAAAGUUCUAGGUUCCUUUCUAUUCAAGAGGACGAAGAGAGAAUGGGAAAGUGUACUAAAAAACUUUGGAACACAUCUUCCUGUGGAUGUCCACGAGGUGUUGAAAAUAAGUUAUGAUGGAUUAAGUAAUGAAGAGAAGAUUGUGUUUUUGGAUAUUGCAUGUUUCUUUAAAGGAUAUAAAAGAGUUUUCAUAGAAGCAAACUUGAAUGAUCAUAACAUAGAUGCUCAUAUUUGUAUAAAUGUUCUCAUUGAAAGGUGUCUCUUAACUAUAUCAUUUGACACCAUAACAAUGCAUGAUUUACUGGAAGAAAUGGGUAAAGAAAUUGUUCGGCAAGAAUCAAUUGAUAAUCCUGACGAACGUAGUCGGUUGUGCGAUCAUGAUGAUAUACUUUCAGUAUUGAAGAAUAAUACGGGAACUAGAGCAAUUCGAAGCAUAUGCUUGGAUAUGUCUAAAGUAGAAGAGUUGCAUUUAAAUCCUAAAGCUUUCAACAACAUGCAAAACCUAAGAUUCCUGAAAUUUUAUGGGUCUGAACAUGGAAUGAAGGUAUCUGACUCUGAUUCCUCUACAUUGUGCCACAACUUAAGAUGCCUGAAAAGAAAAAACUCCAAUGAUGGAAAGAAGUUGCAUGGUUUUAAGAAACUUAAGUUUGAUUUCUAUGAGAUAAGGCACUUUUGCUUUCAUGGAUAUCCUGCCAAAUCAUUGCCGUCACAUUUUAAUCCAAAGAACCUUGUUGCACUUUACAUGCCUAAUAGCAAAGUUAAAAAACUCUGGACUGGUAACCAGAUUGCCUAAUGACAUGGGAAAUUUACAAACUCU
Messenger RNA from Mangifera indica (mango), 2107 nucleotides. Its product is annotated as disease resistance protein RPV1-like. The record is from RefSeq and is a predicted model, not a curated record. Gene Ontology annotation, biological process: defense response; signal transduction. NCBI's taxonomy places the organism in Eukaryota, Viridiplantae, Streptophyta, Magnoliopsida, Sapindales, Anacardiaceae. Gene Ontology annotation, molecular function: ADP binding. The transcript is spliced from 4 exons. Bases 89 to 2083 code for a protein of 664 amino acids.